AUGGAAGGUACUUGCUGCACACUCCAAUUGCGCAAGCCCAUUACUGAACUGUGCUACAUCAGCUUCUAUCUUCCAAGAGGGGACAUCAGAGGAUUUUCAUACAAGGGCACUGUAACUCUAGACAGAGCCAGUAAAGGUUUUCAAAACUGCUACCAAGUCAGGGAGGGGCCAGACAUCAUCAGCCUCAGCCAGCAGCCCAAUGAACAUCCCGGCGACAUAUUUUUCAAGCAGACUCCUACGAAAGACAUCCUAACUGAGCUGUACAAACUGACAGCAGAGAGGGAGAGACUGCUGGCCAAUCUGCUGAGCUCAGACCACAUCCUGGGCAUUUCCACGGGGAACCAGGAGGGGAAGCUGCUGGAGCUGUCGGUGAGCCUGGCCCAGGAGGAUGACUGUUUCCCGAGUGCAGGAGACUGGUCGGGGGAGCAGCCCGUGGGCCCUCUCAGUAAGAGAAGCACCCAUGGGAACAAACAGCCCCUGAGGUUUGGUGGGUGGAGAGAGAGCCUUGAGGCACUCCCACAGAAGAGAGCAAGAAGGAAAGGGCGUGGAGGCCGGGAACCAGCUCCCUGGAUGGGGAAAGACCAGAUCUGUUCCAGCAACUCCUUUCCUCUUUCUCCAGCCAGGCCUAAUCUUCAGCUCCUAGAGGAAAGAGGAAACUUGGUCCCAAAUAGGGCACUUACAUCCUCCCUGCAGAGGAGAGAGCACUGCCCUGCAGAUAUCCCCAGGACACCGGACUCAGACCUUGGCAUCGAGACCUCUGGGACAGCCUCAGAGGCCACUGGGCUUGGAAGAGGAGCACUGCCCCCUGACAGCAGCUCCACAGAGGCAGGGAAUGGUGGCACUGGAGGCCCACUGAGCAGUCCUGGUGGGCUGGAGCGUCAGCCUGGAAAUCUGGACGCUGAAAAACGUCCAGAGGCAGAGGUGGGAAGAAUGGGGAAAUCGGCUGGGCGAACUCGUAGGACGAAACCUGUUUCCAAAGUAGUGGCCAAAGUCCAGGAUCUGUCCUCCCAGGUGCAAAGAGUAGUUAAAAUGGAUCCUGAGGCAGAGGAAAGCAUUGGCAUUUGCCCAGAGGCCCAGGCUGAGUUCAUAUCCAAAGCAGAUUUGCUCAAGCUCCCAGGACCUGAGGUUGGGGCUCCUGGUUCCAGGUGGUGGGGUGAGGGGCAGCAAGGGGACAAGUCAUCCCAGUCAUUGGCCAGAGAAACAGCAUCCAUUUCUAGUUCCCUAGCCAGUGCUGAGGGGGCUGUGAACAAGGUCCUCCUGAAGGUGAUAGAGAGUGAGAAGUUAGAUGAAGCCACUGAGGGGAAAAGAUUGGGCUUCCCCCUCCACACAAGGACCACCUCCACCCUCCCAGAAACCAGAAGCAAAAGGAGGGCUGGGCUAUCUCAGAGGGGCCGCAGAUCCUUGCUUCUGGAUCCACAGGGUGUUGUAGGUCCUGACUCCUCCCAACCCAGAGACGUUGACAAGAGGCCAUCCCCCCCAGCACCAGCCGCUCUUGGUAUGGUAUUUAAUAAUUCAUCCCCUCAGUCCAGCGCAUGCAAACGGACAUCACCUGUUCCCUCGCCUUUACCUCCAAGGCGCACCAGCCCCCAGCAGCACCACAGGAUCCUCCGGCUUCCCCCACUGCCUGGAGAGAGGGAAGCUGCUCUUAAUGACUCUCCUGAUAGAAAGAGCUGUGUCUUCUCUGUGUCCCCGUCUGCUGAUACCUUGGAGUCACCCUCCUCUGCUAAGGUCACGGAGACCAAAGGAGCCAGCCCAACCUCCUUCAGAACAGGCCCAUCUCCCUUGGUGCCUGGGGAACCUCCGGAAAAAAGCUGGGGGCCAGGCAAGACCACAGCUCAGGCCCAGCAUCAGUCGCCUCCAGGUAACUCCUCCGAGAGCUUUUCUUGGGACUGCUUCAACGAGCAGACAACUAAAGACCUUCCCUCCAGGGAUGGAAGUGCAUGGGUCCUGGGCUACAGAGCAGGCCCACCCUGUCCAUUCCUUCUUCACGAGGAAAGAGAGAAGUCAAACAGAAGCGAAUUGCACUUGGAUCUCAAUCCUGACCAGAGCCCUACAGAGCAGGACGACAGGACUCCUGGCAGACUCCAAGCUGUCUGGCCACCCCCAAAGACAAAGGACACAGAAGAAAAAGUGGGACUGAAGUACACUGAAGCAGAAUACCAAGCUGCUAUUUUACACUUGAAGAGGGAACACAAAGAAGAAAUUGAAAACCUGCAGGCCCAAUUUGAACUUCAGGCAUUUCAUAUCCGGGGUGAGCAUGCAGUGAUAACAGCGAGACUAGAAGAAACCAUUGAAAAUCUUAAACACGAGUUAGAACACAGAUGGCGAGGAGGAGGUGAAGAGAUGAGAGAUGUCUGCAUCUCCACCGAUGAUGGCUGCCCUCCAAAGGCCUACAGAAAUGUGUGUGUCCAGACAGACAGAGAGACCUUCCUCAAACCCUGUGAAGGUGAAAGCAAGACCACCAGAAGUAACCAAAUAGUACCCAAAAAGCUGAAUAUCUCCUCUUUAAGUCAGCUUUCUCCCCCAAAUGACAACAAAGACAUUCAUGUACCACUUCCAACUGGGGAAGGCAUCUCAUCAAAUCAGCAAAAGAUAUCACCCCCGCCUCCUCCACCGCCUCCACCGCCUCUACCCCCUACCAUCCCUCCCCCUCCACCCCUCCCGCCUGGACUUGGAUCUCUGCCACCAGCGCCUCCACCACCACCUGUGACUGCUGGGCCACCACCACCUCCUCCUCCGCCCCCUCCACCACCUCCACUACCUCCAAGUGCAGGACCUCCCCUACCUCCUCCCCCACCACCACUACCUAAUUCCCCAGCUCUACCCAGCAGUGGGGGACCUCCUCCUGCUCCAACACCCCCUGGACUUGUACCCCCACCUCCUCCUGGACUCUUCUUUGGACUCAGCUCUUCUUCUAGCCAGUGUCCUCGGAAACCAGCCAUUGAGCCCAGUUGUCCUAUGAAGCCUUUGUACUGGACUAGAAUACAAAUAAGUGAUAAGAGCCAAAAUGCUACACCGACCUUAUGGGAUUCCUUAGAAGAACCUGAUAUUCGGGACACUAGUGAAUUUGAGUAUUUAUUCUCCAAAGACACAACUCAACAGAAGAAAAAACCUCUGUCAGAGACCUAUGAGAAAAAAAACAAGGUCAAAAAGAUCAUCAAGUUAUUGGAUGGAAAACGAUCUCAAACCGUGGGAAUCUUGAUAUCUAGUUUACAUUUAGAAAUGAAGGAUAUCCAGCAGGCCAUUUUUAACGUGGAUGAUUCUGUGGUUGAUCUGGAGACCCUAGCAGCCUUAUAUGAAAACAGAGGCCAAGAAGAUGAAUUGGUUAAAAUAAGAAAAUACUACGAGACAUCCAAAGAAGAAGAAUUAAAGCUGCUGGACAAACCUGAACAAUUUUUACAUGAGUUAGCCCAGAUCCCCAAUUUUGCUGAACGUGCCCAGUGCAUAAUCUUCAGAUCUGUUUUUUCUGAGGGCAUCACCUCCUUGCACCGAAAAGUAGAGAUUGUCACAAGAGCUUCUAAGGGUUUGCUGCACAUGAAGAGUGUGAAGGACAUCUUAGGUCUCAUUCUGGCAUUUGGAAAUUAUAUGAAUGGUGGAAAUAGGACUCGGGGACAAGCAGAUGGAUAUAGCUUAGAAAUUCUGCCCAAACUCAAGGACGUCAAAAGUCGGGAUAAUGGAAUUAAUCUGGUGGACUAUGUUGUGAAGUAUUACCUUCGUUACUAUGAUCAGGAAGCUGGAACUGAAAAGAGUGUUUUCCCCCUGCCUGAACCACAAGAUUUCUUUCUGGCCUCCCAAGUCAAGUUUGAAGACCUCAUAAAAGAUUUGAGAAAACUGAAGAGACAACUGGAAGCAAGUGAGAAGCAGAUGAUGGUGGUGUGCAAGGAGUCCCCCAAGGAGUAUCUUCAGCCUUUCAAGGAUAAGCUGGAGGAGUUCUUCCAGAAAGCCAAAAAAGAACAUAAAAUGGAAGAAAGCCAUUUGGAGAAUGCACAGAAAAGUUUUGAGACAACAGUAGGAUAUUUUGGAAUGAAGCCAAAGGCCGGUGAGAAGGAGAUCACACCGGGCUACGUGUUUAUGGUGUGGUAUGAGUUCUGCAGUGACUUCAAGGCUAUUUGGAAAUGGGAGAGUAAAAACAUCUCUAAAGAAAGAUUGAAAAUGGCUCAAGCGUCAGUCAGCAAGUUGACAUCAGAGAAGAAAGUGGAGACAAAGAAAAUCAAUCCCACUGCCAGUCUGAAAGAAAGACUGCGUCAGAAGGAAGCCAGUGUGACCACCAACUAAGAUGGAGACACAAGAAAAUGAGGAUGGCGAGCUGUGGAUCCCUGCAGCGCUGCAGGAAGCUCUUGAAAGAUUUGUUACUAAAUGUCUGUCUUAACUCAGUCCUUUCUGAGGUGUCUGCAGGGAGCACCCUGUGCCUUCUUAAAAGUCCCUUAUUAGGCCACAGGAGCAAUGAAAGCUAUUUAAGGAAACACUGCAAGAGUACUGGAUAAUUGUUUCUUAUAGAAGUUCAAAGUCCACUCCAUUAUAAGACCAGAAGAAAUACCAAGAUUUUCCAAAUUUUUUUAAAAGCUGAAAUUUCACACUUUCUUUCCCAAACUUGAUCUUUACAAUCUGGUCACAGAAGAAGAGGAUCUCUCAUGAUAGUUGCCUUAAGGACAGUUCAAGCCUUGGUUUUUACAUGUUGCUGUUUUGAUAUUUAGUUUAUUGGUCUUAAUUUUGAUCAUGUUGCAGCAAGAUCCUAUGGUAUCUUUCUUGCCAACAAUGUGGAAGCUCACCAAAAUUGUUUAUGAAAACAAUUCCCCACACUAGGGAAAUGAUGAUGCUGUCGUUGUUCAUGCAAUGGAAGGGAGACAAAAUGGAAUCGUGUGUGGGCAGAGAAGGGGCAUAAGUGGCCAUAAAAUUCAUUCAGAGAAUGUUAUGAUACUAGGAGUUGAUCUCGGCCAUUAAGCAAGGCCCAUUGUUUUAUUUUUAUAUCAGUUCAUUGUGGGUUCCUGAACCAGCAGAGAUUCUGUACCCCCAACUCCAGUAGAAACAGGAACACCUGAGCAGGGACAGCCUUGGCAAAGUCAGUGCAUCUGUUUGAACAAGCAACCCAGGGGCAUAGCACCCUGCAUGUUUCAGAUCCAUUGUGAAUGGGUGAUGGAUGCCAUCAUUGACAUGUACCCAAGUUCCACAUCAUGUCCUGGGACUUGUGGCUGGACCUCUCCCACCACCCCCAGGAGAUGGUUUUCAGACAAAAGGGUAAAUGCCACUGGUGCCUUUUUUAUCAUGGCCUUGGCUGACAGGCAUGUGAAAUAGGGUUAGCCGGGGGUAUUGGCUGGCACAACACUUAAGUUCUUUACAGAAAAAAAUGAAAAGAAGGUAAAUAUAUCAAUAUUAAACUUUGAGUAGAAUAUCAGGCCUAGGUAGCUCUUUCUGACCCUGGCUCUUGAUUCACAGAGGAAAACCACUUUGGAAAUCUACCUGAUAUUUUCCCUCUCAAGCCAUUACUCUUUGAAUCUGUCCUAUGAGGGGAUAAGAAGAAAGACUGGAGUCAGCUUUCUCCUCCAGUGGUGGGGACAGUCUAGAGGUGAACAGGAAUCUUAUGUCCCAUCCAGAUCCACUGCCAUCUAUGUCCUGCCCCUUACCCUAGCAUCCUUCUAGAACCUCCGAACUUGCCAGGUGCCCAAGUGUCUUCCCAGGAUAUGCCUGCCAAUCAUCAGCCCCUGAACUCAGGGACAUUCCUGUAAUAGAUUGAGCUAAUGAAAGCAGCACCAUACCUGUAUACAGUGCAAACCUCAGAAUCAAGACUACACAAGUGAGAUCAAUGAAGUCACAGGCACUAACCAGAUUUUCUGAUGGUCACAUACUUGGAUUUUUUUAAAUUCAAAAUGAAGGAAUGAAACCGAAUGGAUAAACAGAUAAGGAAAUUACUGGACUAGAAAGACCUGAAGUUGCUUGUGAGCAAGAAGUUUUCCCUACUGCUUUCCUAUUGUUUCUCCUGGUUUUCACAUAACUGUGAAGAAAAUGAAGGAAAUUCAUCAACUUAAGGGAAAUUUCACUUACAGCCAUACUGUACUCCAUGACAUUCUUUCUAUUAUGAUGGUGCAGAAAAAAAAUGCCAGUUUUGUCCAUGCCACACAAAUUAUCUCUGCAUUCAGCAAGGUCAGCAUAAGUCUAGAUCCUUAUGGAUGUGAUGGGAGGAGCACAGGAGGCUUUUGGCAAAGCCACUGCUAUGCACCUCAGAUCUCUAAGUAGAAUGCCCAUGAGAACGUGACACUGUUCCUGUGUCCUUCAAGGACUCCCUCUCAGGGAAACCAUGAUGAAGAAUUAGGAGCGGAAACAUUAGUUUGAGAGUUAGACAAAUGCAGCCCAACUUAGUGAUUGAGCUAAUGAAAGCAGCACCAUACCUGUACACAGUGCAAACUGCUGCAGAGUUCCUGUUUCUAAAGAAAGGUCUGCCUGCCUCUGUGGGGAAGCUUAAUGGGUUUGUAACACUAAAAUGUAUUUCAUAAGCAUUUUAAAGCACAUGGCAGAAUAUCCACUAUUCUCUUCCAGUUUGAAUCCUCUGUUAUCUAAUCUGAAAUGCUACCUCCUAAAUCUACCACUGCAGACAUUGUCUUCAUUUCUACUUUAAGUUCAUGCUCAGUGAAGGUAACAGUUUGUUUCAGGCAGUGCACCUGUAACAAUCCAAAGGGCUUUAAAAAGAUCCCUCUGAAAUGCAGUUGAGCUUGUGUUAAAUGCAACAGGUAUGUUUAAACUUUUCACAGAGAGGACAUGUUUGCAAUACUAGUUGGCAGCUGGAACACUUUAGAAAAGCAGGGUUUAAUGGGCUUCUCUAGGCACAGCUCUCCAUGAACUAGACAGGAGAAAGACCAGCAUUGCUGCAUUUAACCACACUCACACCUAACUCACUAGCAAAAUGCUAAGGAACCUUCCCUGAUAAACCAGCUUUGUCUCUUCCCAGUCAAGAUUCAGUAGCUCAGAGGACACAGUUUGGCAACAGUUCAAAUUCUUGCAUAUGCCACUGGCAAUAAUUAUAGAGCACACAGGUAGACAAGCUAUUGUACUAAAAUAUAAACACAUUAGGGAAAAGACAGCAUCAGGCCUCUGCAAUGUCCAAUAUUAGGUUAGGAAGUGUGCCAUAUGUUUUUUAACCUGAGAAGAGGCAGCUUACAAGAAAAAAAGAGGGCAAGUGUGGCCUAGCAGAAGGGUAGACAUAUGAUGAUGCGGAGGCCCUGGGGGUCACAGGUGAUGGUUCUGCUGCUGCAUCCUUGGAUUGACGUCAAUGAGAUCUUUUCACAAGCUCGUGGCAUCUACCUAGGAAUUAUGGAAAAAGAACUUCUGAAGUCUGAGAAGUAAAUAAGGAAACCCAGUGGUGCUACUAUACCUUUAAAUGUUCUAGCUGAAACAAAAUGCCAACACAGAUGAAAAAUUGAAUAUUAGAUUGGAUACUGGGCAGGGGAGAGGUUUUAAAAACCCCUCCCAGGAAGGAGAAUUGAAGCUGCAAACCUGCUGAGCUUCCUUUUUUCAUGAGUACCCUAAGGAAAGGUGUCUCCUAAAUGAGAAGCUCAUGCUACUGGUGAAGAAACUGGAAAGAGAGAGAGAGAAAUAACCCUCCAGCAAGAUAAAGAAGUAAUUGGUAUCUAAAGUCUACAGUUAGAUCUAGUAGAAGAGAUAGAAAUGUAUUUUCAGUAAUGAUUUGCCUAGUGUCCUGAUUGUAGGCUGUGCUGCCUACAACAGGGACGUUUUUGUUUUAAUGAUAUUUUUGAUUCCUUUAUAGUUUUGUGUUCUCAAUGCUAGCUCUACUUCUCCCCUUCAGGCACCACUGAUGCAGAUCAUUACAGGCAGCAGCACAGCAGAUUACACCAGUCAGUGUGAAUUAGCACUGCAGACCUGCAGAUUCUCCUUUCCAGCAACUAGAUUGGAGCCUUGGUGGGGGAAUUUCUUCAUUUUCUGGCAUCCUAAGUCAGAAUAUUUUGUAGUACUCAUCCCCCACCCAAAAAAAAGCAAAUAAAACCAAUCUGGGGCAUUAUAUGGUGAGGAAAAAUGAAGUCCACAAAAUAGAGCCUACCCUGAGUAUCUGAUCUAAAUAUCAACUAUGUCAUUUUGUCAAUUAAUUUAAACUGGAUUGAAAAGUUGCUAGCAAAAAGAAUGUUUGACUUGAGCUUCAUUUUCUUUGAUCCUGUAUAUUGUAAUUAGAAAGCCAAAAAAUGGAUAAAAUUUGUGGAUAGGAAAGAGAAGCUAUAGUGGCUAUGGCAUGAACUGCCUGCUGCCCACAUGAGACAAUUUUAAGAAAUCGGUUUUAAGAAAUAUGGAUUUGAAAUAACCAAAGAUUGUCCUGGAAAUUAAAAAAAAACAUAAAAGAAGACAUGAUGUAAUAGUUGGGAUGUGGGGAUAUUAGACCAUUAAAAUGUCCUCCCUCUGGUUCUCUUAGGAGCCAUUUAGGAACGUGUGGAACACCCAAAGACCAUGAAUACCACAUUUCACAGAUCAGCCAUUUUAUCUUUGGGGAUCCUAUAACUGAAUAGAGUGGAUUAGAUAAAAAUACAGAUUUUUUCAUUCAUGUCAGCUACUUUUUCUUUUCUUACAGCACAGGGGAGCCAAGUCUUUAUGUGGCCAAGCUGAUAGGAUUUGAAAAGAAUGGAAAAUUUUUAGCCUUUCCAAGACGCAAAUAACUUUUGUUAUAUGGAUUUCCAUUUUCCAGCUAUAGAGAGAGCAACUUAGCUACUUAGCAGCUAUUACUGGUACAGAAUUGGCUUAAAGAAAAGCAUCUUUUCUUUAAGAAAAAGAUCUUCUUUAAGAAAAAGGCUCAGCAGAUCUUCUCUUUACACUUACAGAACAGUAUUCCUAAUGCCAGUAGCAAUUGAAUCCAGACAUAAAUGGACUUGAUUACACAGCUGUGUGUGACUGAGAGGCCCACUCUCUGUCAUUUCUACAUGCUCAUCAUGUUGCCACCUUGUAAGAGGCACUGAAUUUUAGUUUCACAAUUCUUCAUUUCUCUUCCCAAGGAGUGGGCAACCUACCAAAUACUCCCAAAUCAACGCUUUGCUGGGAAGUAGUGAAUUUCAGAGAGUUUUAACAUGUUAAAGUUGAAGCCAAUUUAGUAGCCCUAUUUGUUCCAAGACUCUUAACCAAUAAUGUGAUAUAAACACAUUAUAUUGCAUUUGGGAAAUCUGUGUAGUUAACAACUUGCUUGGAAACGUGAAGUUACUAAAAUGGCAGGUAGCUAACUGUGUCUCUUAAGUCAUCAUGACGUUCCUCCCAACAAAGAGAUUAAGGAAGCAAAUCAAGCCUCAUGAAUUAGGUUGGCUGUCCUCAAGUAGUAAUUGCUGGACUGAUUUUCCCCUUGAUCCAGCCCUUGUUCUAACUAUCCUGGGGAUAACCAAUAGCCUUCCCUUUUCUGAUAUCUUGGUUCCUUUAAGUCCAUAGCUCACAUGAACUUCAGAUGUUAUUGCAUAUUUCAUCAAGUACUUGAUCAAGAGAAACCUAACAAUCUCAGUUUUUUAUAUGAAAGUGGUAAAUAAAACCAUUAGGUUAUUCUGCAUUCCAUUUGUGCUCAUAUAGCUCUCUCUUUUUUUAAUCUUAGGUAUACAUAUCUCCUAAAGACUGACACAUCUACUUCUGUAGCCUUUCUUUUUUUAAUGCUUUGUGUGAAACUUGAUGGUAUUCAGCUAACAAAAUGCAAAUGUACUCAUAGAUUCAGGCAAAAAUUAAUAUCUGAAGUGUUUGGAACAAACAACUUUCUACCACAUUUGAGCUAUCUCAUAGGCUGAGUGUUCCCCUAAAUUCUACAUGAGGAGCUCUCUACCUUUGAAACAGUAAGCAUAUCUUAAAAGAGAAUGACUGUUUCCCGCAGGUAUAGUGUAGGUUUCCUGUGCAUUAUCUUAGCAUAUUGCAUAAGAUAUCAGAAGUUCACAUUAGCAGUGGUUUGUCAAUGUCUUUGUUAAAGUUGUACCUACUUUCCUUCAUUGUUCUCUAAAGAGCUUUCUUCCACUUUCAUCUUCAGAAGCAAAUGCAUUUUUGAUAGUUUGACUGGGUUAUCUCUCCAAGUUAAUCUUUCCAAAGUGAAAGGCUACUCCCACAGACCACUGCAUGUACAGGAAAAUUAUUCUCUACCUCCCAUGGCAUGAAUGAUAGAUGUUCAGAAACAAACAUCUCUCUGGGGAUUGUUGGCAUGGAUUCUGAAUUCUACUUUCUUUCUGUAAGGUAUAUAAAAAGGAACAUUUAGCAUGCAAAGUUGUAUUGCUCUUUCUAAUAAGAGACUAGAAGGACAUUUAAAAUGUUUACAUUUUAGAUAUGCUUGCAUGAACUAUAAAUAGCUCUUUUUUCCCCUUCUUGCCAAUUUGUCUCUGAAUAUAAUCUUAUUCAUAUUCUUACCAUCAAGGUAUAAAGAAGGUAGUUUCAGCACCUCUGAGACUGUGUACUACAUAAGUCUUGAAAGAUGUCUAUUUCCAUUGGAAAUAAACCAACCAGAAAGGGGGAAAGUCUAUAGUAAUUAUUCAGUUUGCCUACAGUGAUGGGGUCUACCAAAGGCAUGGGUCUAGUCUAAAAUCAUUAAUUUUAUGAUUCUUUAAUUCUGCAGUUUCUCAAGACAAAAAUAAUGUGACCCUACCAUCAGCUGGAUUUAAAACUUUUGAGGAGUUUUUAUGCAUUAGGAAAUAAGGAUGUUUCUUUAACAGUAUCAAAGAUUCUCCUAAGAAGAUAGAAACUUAAAAUUAGAAAUUGGAUAAUUUUUAAGAAUCUUUAGAGGAUGCAUGUCAUUGAUUCAUCGUUGCCUUUUCCUUUCAUUGAACUGUAAUUAGAAUAGUGUGGGAAGCACAAUGCUCUUGGACUUUGAUUUAGAGGAUCGUGCUUUGGCCUGGAAAAUAAGCAUUGGCCUGCCUGCCUUGAACCUAAGUGAAAUCAGUUAGCAUCCUAAUACGAAUCAGAUGUAACAGAAAUGUAAAUUAUUUCAAGAUCCUUUAGGGUUUAAUUUUCUUAGUGACACCCUGGACCUUGUAUGCAUUUGAUCCUUGCAGUGGUCUUCAGUUCAGACUUGUGAGAUGUCAAGCAAUGGAAGGAAGGGGAAAAAAUAGGAGGCAGGGUACUAGAAAUUUUUAACAAAGCCAGUUCAAUAUUUUGCUGAUCCCAUUCAUUUUGUUAGAGAACUGGUGAUUUUUGGCAUAGUUGUAAUCACAGGAAGCUUUUUUAAUGGAAACUGAGCAAGUAGACAUGCCCAGUAUAUUGUAUUGGUUGGUGCUGCCAGAGCAUGUACCCCAGUGAAACUGGCGCAUGUUGUUUUAGUACCUCGAUCAACUUCAGAUCUGCUUCCAUGGGGUUGCUUGUUCAUGGACCUGCCUGUUUUCUCUGGCCUCCUUUGGUUUUUCCCCUUUCUGGACGUAGGCCUCAGCCUCCCCUUCCUUCACAUCCCACAGCUAGUCUUUCCUAACUGAGCCUUUACGGUUUCUCCCCAACCCAACUUUUUUUCACCUCCCUGCAUCAUAGACACUGAAUAUCUCCCUGGGCCCCUUCUCCACCCUCUCACACCCUGUGCUCCACCACUGGAUGGGGAGCUCCACUGUCACCAAGGAGCCAGAGUGAGACACACUGCUGGGACUGCCUCUUGUUAAUGUCAGCGUCACCUCAUCAUUUAGGCCAAAGGAAAAUCCAUAAAAGAGAUGGAAAGUGCAUUUAUUUUUCAUUUUAUUUUACUUUAUUUUAAGAAGGUUGGAUUCAGGUUUGCAGGGAGUGUUCUAGUCCUCAAUUUUUCAUAGAUUUUACUUUAAAACUAUCUAAUUAGGGAAUACACAGGUCACAGCUGUGAUAAAGAAGACUCAGUUUUUGACUUUCAAGUAACUUUCUGUGCUGCCAGACAAAUUUGACUUCUGUGCAAACAUUUUGAAUCAGACUUGUUAUUGCCACUCCAUUCUUACCACUCACUACUCAUGAUUCAAACAUUACCCCUAAACUGAAUCAGGAUGUUGACAUUUUGUGGUCAAUUUCACAUUAACAGUAACUAUUGCACUCUUAAAAGCACUUAAAGAAAGUGUAAGCAUGUCUUAAAUAGUCUACUGUUUGACCUGGUAAAAUCUUGGCUUUUCUGUUUAAUUAAGUAUUAGACUAAUCUGAAGAUGUAACUUUUAAGGGACUUUGAGCAAUAACAAAGACAAUUGGGGAAAAGGAGAAGGCACUUUUAAAGACAUGAAACCUUACAUUACAAGCUCUUGGAUAUUUUUAAAUAUAAGCUAAUUGGAUUCAGGUAUUUUUCCCUUUACAUUUUUAAGAAUAUGUAUUUCUAGUUUGUUUGCAUAUUUAAUUUUGUCAAAGCUGAGAACUGCUCAUAAGUUAAAUUUUUACAUGUAAUUUGCAACCAAAUGAAGUAUUUAUUUUUAAAAAGAAAAGGUGAAGGAAACAAUAUUGAUUUGUACAUAAUGAAAAUGUGUGUAUGUGUGUGUGUGUAUAUAUAUAUAUACAUAUAUAUAUUUUCCUCCUUGACACUACUUGGUCACCUUAUUAAGUGUAUUUUUGUACAUAGAAUAUAUUGGUUAAAAAAUGUAGUUGUCUAUUCUAAGAAUUCUCUGUGAUAGAUUAUAUUUAUCCUAAUCUAUUGAUACCUCUAUUAAUUUGUUUCAAGAGAUACAACUAUAUUUUUUGGAAUUUGCAGAGAAUUGCAUUCAUGGCUUCCAAUUGUAAAUAUGCUAAGGGUAUUUUAAUAAAUCCUGGUUUCAUGUCCA
Molecule: messenger RNA, 12689 nt
Organism: Ictidomys tridecemlineatus (thirteen-lined ground squirrel)
Lineage: Eukaryota; Metazoa; Chordata; Mammalia; Rodentia; Sciuridae
Source: RefSeq, a predicted model, not a curated record